Molecule: messenger RNA, 1338 nt
Organism: Postia placenta MAD-698-R-SB12
Lineage: Eukaryota; Fungi; Basidiomycota; Agaricomycetes; Polyporales; Adustoporiaceae
Exons: 3
Coding region: 1-1338 (445 amino acids)
Source: RefSeq, a predicted model, not a curated record
AUGGAAUAUCCUCAUGAGCCCUGCGUAUCCUCUCAGCUUAGUAUCCAGCAAUUCGUCGAUAGAGCCCAAGAGGUGCUAGCCAAUGAGGACAGUGAUGACGCUGUCAGCGACUUUGUACGGUUUGCAUUGGCUGGGCGCGACGUCUCUCACGCCGAACAAAAGCGUAUUUUUGUCAAUGCUCGCCAACAUGUCGACACUGUGCUUCCUCAUCAGUAUUCGAUCCGGCGCGACUACGAUUCUUUAAUCGGCAUCACUCGUUCUCUCCCUUUCAAUGAUACACUAUACCUGUACAGCUUUCCUCCAAUCAGAGAGGCAAUGCAGCCCUCCGACAACCCUCACGUCAAAUUUGCGAUGCCGAUGGCCAACGGCGCCACCCUUAAAGUCCCUCUGCAGCGCAUCCCUAACAUAGCAUUCGGCAAAUUGAGCCACCGAGGCCAAUCUCGUUUGUUCUUCCCUGCACUCUGGGCCUCUGGAGAGCAUCUCUGGUCCAUUACCCAGGCUACGUAUGCAAAGUUCUACGACACCAUUCUCCUCCCAAGCAUUCGGCAUGUGUCCGCUGUGUCUGCCGCGCAUUGGCCUAUCUCCUACUCCAGUGCAAUGAAUCACGCUCGGGACGCACGUGGUCACUACCACUACCAAACUCUCGAUGUCAACUAUACCGACCUUGUUGAACUCGAGACUCAACUCCUCGAGCGUAUGGAUCAAGAUGCCACUUUCAAAGGCGCAUUCUGGGAGCACGAGCUCCGUGGAACCAAGGAUGCCACCGGCCACGAAUUUGAGGACGUUGACGCACACCGGGAUCGCUUCGAGUCGUUCAUCAGCAUCCUGAACAUGGACCGUGUCGUACCUGCUGAGUGGUGCGUGGACGUCGCAGUAGAGAUCAGCAUUGCUGGUUUCAACGUUGCCUGGUUAACGACUACCGCGCUCCCUUUCACGCAUGCUUGCUACCGCGUUGUCGACAACGCCAUGUGGGGCAAGGCCUUUGAUAAUUACUUCCCCGUGGACCCUACCGCUCGUACCGGCCCCACACAGAACUUUGGCUCAGUUCUCUACAGGUCCGAGUGGUCCGUCAUUGUAUCGCAACUGGGCGUUGAUUCUCGCACAACUGUCCGCCGUGAACUGAAGCGCAAGUUUGACGAUUUCAUAUGGAUUCCUUACGCCUCUGACCGUAUCUGGGCCACCACUCCGCAGAGAGGCAAGAUUUGGCGUCAACUCCCUGAAGGUCCACGCGUGUGCGCACCUCAUUUAUACGUCAAUCCUCGCUUUGCCCACAAGCACUUUACCCUGCGCGCAGCCAGCAACGAGAUUGAAGAAGAUUCCGACGUGGACUCAACGUAG